Pelmatolapia mariae (spotted tilapia) is the source of this 815-nucleotide messenger RNA. RefSeq names its product G-protein coupled receptor-associated protein LMBRD2B-like. Bases 4 to 438 code for a protein of 144 amino acids. The record is from RefSeq and is a predicted model, not a curated record. The transcript has 4 exons. Gene Ontology annotation, molecular function: nucleic acid binding. NCBI's taxonomy places the organism in Eukaryota, Metazoa, Chordata, Actinopteri, Cichliformes, Cichlidae.
CACAUGGACUCGGCCAUCUCCCACCACAACAAGCUGCAGACUGCUCACACCUCUCAGGACAACGACCCCAAACACACAGCCAAAGUCAUUAGGAACUAUCUUCAGUGUAAAGAAGAACAAGAAGUACUGGAAGUGAUGGUACGGCCCCCACAGAGCUCUGAUCUUAACAUCAUCGAAUGUGUCUGGGAUUACAUGAAGAGACAGAAGGGGUUGAGGAAGCCUGUAUCCACAGAAAAUCUGUGUUUAAGGACCCGCUGCCUUGAUCUUCUGGGCUUCCAGCAGUUUAUGGAAGACAGUGAAAUGACCUCUGACCUGAUGGACGAGGGAAAGGAGCUGAACCGCCAGGAAAGUCAUCUGCUGGGAGAAGAAACAACAGUGAAACGGGAAGUACAAAGAAGCUGCUCAUCACUGGAUAUUCUGCUUAAGAUUGAAGAUUGAACAUCUGCCUCCCAGCAGGUCAGUAAAACCGAGACAGCUCUUCAGAAUCGGCGACAACAUCUCCAGCACCAUCAGACUGAGAACAGGAGCUCCUCGAGGCUGUGUUCUCACCCCACUGUUGUUCGCUGUCCUGACACUGCACUGCUCUACACAGCUCCAACCACAUCAUCAGGUUCGCUCAUCAGCAACGACGACGAGUCGGCGUACAGAGAUGAGUUUGAGCAGCUGGCGUUCUGGUGCAGCGAGACCACCAACACCACCUCCAUCACCAAAAUAGCCUAGCAGCGCCUCCACUUCCUGAGACGCCUGAAGCGGGCCAGCCUUCCUCUUCCCAUCCUCACCGUGUUCUACAGGAGCACCAUAGAGAGUGUUCUGAC